Cariama cristata (Red-legged seriema) is the source of this 613-nucleotide messenger RNA. RefSeq names its product spermatogenesis-associated protein 7-like. NCBI's taxonomy places the organism in Eukaryota, Metazoa, Chordata, Aves, Cariamiformes, Cariamidae. The record is from RefSeq and is a predicted model, not a curated record. Gene Ontology annotation, biological process: protein localization to photoreceptor outer segment; microtubule cytoskeleton organization; protein localization to photoreceptor connecting cilium. The transcript is spliced from 3 exons. The annotation marks the transcript as partial. Gene Ontology annotation, cellular component: axoneme; rod photoreceptor outer segment; ciliary basal body.
CGAAGAAGAGCUUUUAUAUUUAGCUUUCAUUGAAGACGUAACAAAUGAAAUUCUUAGCCUUGGGCUAUUUUCUAACAGAGUUCUGGAACAACUGUUUGAGUGUCAUGUACAAGAAAAUAAGAACCGCCUGGAUGAGAGCAAAAUGCGCCACUUGUUGGAUGUACUGAAAGCAGACCUCGGCUGCAGUGCAGAGCAAAUCCAUGCAGGCUCGGAAGCCUUUGAUUCACUGGAUCUGCAAGAGUUUGAUACAAUGGAAGAGCUGGAGUUUACCAGUAAAGGUCAGAGGCAAAGAAAGGCUACAAAAAGUGAAGAAGUCUUUGGGACCAUGGACUUACCAUUAAAGGAACCAAACAAAUGUGAAUCACCAGUAUGUCAGGAAAGUUCAAAGGAGACGCAGAGCAAGGAUGACUUUUCAGAAGAUGUUGCUGAAAUGAUGGAUGCUGGAACAGAGUCUGAUUCUUGUGUGAAAUGUGAAGACCCAGACACUUCACCCUCAUGUGAGGCAACUUUAAACUUGAUUACUUGUGACAGUGAGUUGGAAGCCAACAAGAAACUUGAUGAUCUUGAGGAAAGCUUUGCAGAGGCCCUUCAGAUCUCACAUGACUAUUCAUAA